Epinephelus fuscoguttatus (brown-marbled grouper) is the source of this 3712-nucleotide messenger RNA. Its product is annotated as LHFPL tetraspan subfamily member 2a protein-like. Gene Ontology annotation, cellular component: membrane. The record is from RefSeq and is a predicted model, not a curated record. Lineage: Eukaryota; Metazoa; Chordata; Actinopteri; Perciformes; Serranidae. Bases 451 to 1113 code for a protein of 220 amino acids. The transcript is spliced from 3 exons.
UGGGAUGGCUUUAUGUGAGGGCAGAAGGAAAGAGUCCCCGAAGAAAGGAGACUCGAGUGAAUGAGCGCUCGGGCUGCACCGGGAAGAGGAGCGGCGAUUCAAAACAAAGGACAGCUUCUUCACCUCUGAGCCUGCAAAAUCUCUCCACUUUGACUUCAAGUGUGCUUUCAGAGGGUAUCAUGGCUGAGGGAAGCUGCUUCGGUGCAUUGUAGCUGUUUGGGAUGACCAGAGCCGGACCUUGCCUCGAAGAAGAAGAAGAGGGGAAAGAACCGUGAGGAGGAAAAACAUCUGCUCAGUGAGGAUAAGAUCAGAACAGGGAAUGUACCGGACUGAUCUCUUUGUAAGGAAAGGAAUUUAACCUCCCCAGUAUUAGUGCUCUGUCAAUUUAAAGAGCUUCAAGAAUUUUGUUUUUUAUCAUUGGUUGUUACCACCCCAGAAAAGUUCAACGCCAUGUGCCAUGUUAUCGUAACAUGCCGCUCCAUGCUCUGGACACUGCUCAGUAUUGUCGUGGCCUUUGCUGAGCUCAUUGCCUUCAUGAGCCCCGAUUGGCUGCUGGGAUCUCCUCGUUCCAGCGAGAGCGGGGAGGGAGUGGACUCCGGGGAGUACCGGCCGUCUCUCGGCCUCUACAGCCGAUGCCUUCGUGUCGGGUCACGGGGAAUAGGGGUGAGCUGCGGGCCCUACGCUGGGACGUUUGGGGAAGUGGCCAGUGGCUUCUGGCAGGGUGCCAUGUUGUUUCUGGCAGCAGGGAUGUUAGUGCUAGGAGGAGUGGCCUGUAUCUCAAUCUUCAGUCUGUGCUUCCAGAGCAUCCUGAAGAAGAGCAUAUUCAACAUCUGUGGACUGCUACAGGCUAUUGGAGGCCUGCUGCUGAUGGUGGGCCUCAUGCUGUACCCUGCCGGUUGGGGUUCGGAGAAGGUGAUGGGCUACUGCGGCCCCGAGGCCUUGCCCUUUAGGCCGGCUGAGUGCUCGCUCGGCUGGGCGUUCUACACAGCGAUAGGAGGCACGCUGGGAUCCUUCCUGUGUGCUGUUUUGUCCGCACAGGCUGAGAUUGCCACCUCCAGCGACAAGGUUCAGGAGGAGAUUGAGGAGGGGAAGAGUCUGAUCUGCUUGCUGUGAGCCUUCAGAGACAACGGGAAACUCCAGGAAAUCAUCGGUGGUGUAAUUUCUCUUAGGUGGACGCUUGUAGAUCUCAGUGGAGGGAGGACAGUGAUUAAUCUGAAAGAGUUUGUUAAGAACAUACAAGCCUUGGUAAAUGCUUUUUAAAUUCUUAGGCAUGGGGUUCGCCUACCUGAUGAUACCAAGACAAAGGCAAAAAAAAAUUCCCUUGUACAGCUUCAAGGCUCUGGUACUGCAGCAGGCUGAGGAACAUUACCUGUAGACUUCUUCAAUGUUUUUUACCAAGUUACUGUUUAUUUUUGUAAUAUUUCUCGCCUUAAAAAAAUACACUGUACUGGAAUAGCAGGAGAUUAGUUGGAGAAAUUGGUAGUGGACAGGUUAAACACUGCCAGUCGCACAGUUUAUAGGCUGUCAUUAUAAUGUUCAUUCACACGGUUCACCUGCAAACCUCAACAAACCACUGAAUACUAGCAGAUGUGUCCACUAAAACUCCCAACAACAGCUUGCAUAUGUGUGCGGAGUGCGUCUGCGUGUGUGACAGACAUUAACUGCUGAGGUUUCUUAGCGUCCAUAUGCUCUGAUUGUGCGGCACAGCAGGACAGUAAGACUCUCUGGCUGACUUCACAUGUGCCACUUAAAGGAUUGUUCACUUUAAAGGGAGUUUCCCUUCUCAUACAGAUUGUUUGUGGGUCCCUUGCAGCUUAUUAACCGGCAGAGUGUGUGAACAGAGCAGAGCAGGAACAGAGCCUCGCCAUAUGUUUCACUGUGGCGAACUUUCGUGAAGGGAUGUUUGCUCACAGCGAGAUAAAACAGGCUGCGCCAGAGCUUAUCAUGGCACACCACACAGACUAGAUCUGGCUUUGUAAAAAUGUCCGAGACGCAAAUAAGUGGGAACAUUUUCUAAAAGUGUUUGUUGAGCCUCUGCUAGAUGAAUGCAAAAUGGGUCAUCAGUGUUGCCAUGAUUAAGGCAGACCUCUUUGGUACUUUUGGAGAUCGCCUGAUAUCGUGUUUUGCACUUGGCCCUUUCACAUCGCUUCAUAUUUUGUACACUUGUUUCCAUUUUCCCCGCCACGCUUCAUUAAGUUGCUGUAAAUGUAACAUCACGUGAUUGCUUUUAUUCAUUGUAGAUGACAUGUGCAAUAAUUCAACUAUUGUGUGAGAGUGAGUGGAUCGAGAGGAUGUUUUUAGUCUGUCUGUGCUUAAAUUAAUAUGUUGAACUGUCGGCUGUUUUUUGUUACAUUAACAAAAGAGUAACAGCAUUGUGGCACAUUGUUUGAUGCUGCAUGUGUGAGAGGAUGAUAUGUGUGAGGAGUGAUACAGUCUGUACUUUGUACUCUAAUAAACCAGGCCUUCUUUAGUAAUUCUGAGUUUUACUAAGCUUUGUUUUGCUUUGAUGUGCAGAAGUUCUUUCUUCCAUGUUUUCUUUCCUGAGACUUCCUGAGAGGAAACACUGACACCUAGAGAUGGAAAGUAGACAACACAGAACAGGAACUUAAACCAGUGCUUCCUAACCAGGAUUGGGCUGGGUAUCAUUUAAGGGUGAUUUCACACUUCUCAGCCCUCUAAGCAGACUCAGGGUGGUGAUUCAAGCUUCUUUGGGUAUAUAUGAACUCAGACCCCUCAGAGGGAGGUCACAAGACUCUUCAAGUCCACGGUGCAGUUCACUUAACCUGUCUUUUGAACACAAAGCUCCAGGUUCUCUUUGCUCUUUGGCAUUGUAUUUAACCCUCUAGAUCACAUGCUAUUGCACUAAGACGCUUGAAACCACAGACAAAACCGUGUCAGCCUGUAACACUUGCAAAGACGCAGGAUGAGGAGUGGUUUGGUCCACAGAAGAUACAGCACUUCUCCAGAUGUGGAAUGUAGAAUACAUCAAAUGGAAACAGUCUACAGCACAGAUACGCUGAGUUCACCUGAAAGCAAGUGGCUUUAUAACUGCACUGCAGGGUCGGGUCACUUCAAAGUAAAAACAAAACUAUGUCAAUAUAUAUUAUAUAUAGGCUAUAUUGUGAACAGAAGGAGGACUGAGGCCCCAUCAGAGCUGAAGUUGACCAGAAAGAGAACUGAGUAGUUUUUCAAAUGGACUGACAAUGUGAACCAAAAAAAAAACAAAAAACUGAGUCCCUUUUCUGAUGGUCCACUUUUUGGUGCUCUUCAGAGGACUGCGUUCACUUUAUUUAAAAAGGACUAUAUGUGAAAACACCCUAAGAAUUACAAAACCAGUACACUUAAAGUGAUACUGGUAUCAGUAGAGUACCAUCACCUGAAUGUAAGCAUUCAGUUGGGUAAAAUGCCACCGGAUGCCACAGGCUUGUAGUACUGCCACACUUUUGAACGUUUUGGUGGCAUCUCAGCAAACUAAACUUCAAAGUACACUGUGCUCGACUUCACCACACCACAGACUGUGCUGGUUGUAGCAGCAGCAAUCACACCUAGCGUUAAAUCAAGGAGCAUCUGUGGUGAUUGGCUGUGAGCAGAACCAUACAAAUUGUUUUUUUUUUUCAAUCUCCUGGUACAAAAAGGAUCAAAUGGAGGAAUUGAUUGACUGAGGAAGUUUCAAUACUACGUGGUACUGGUUAUUUCGGUUGAUACCUUAAAG